Molecule: messenger RNA, 1242 nt
Organism: Prinia subflava (tawny-flanked prinia)
Lineage: Eukaryota; Metazoa; Chordata; Aves; Passeriformes; Cisticolidae
Product: probable G-protein coupled receptor 19
Exons: 1
Coding region: 1-1149 (382 amino acids)
Biological process (GO): G protein-coupled receptor signaling pathway
Cellular component (GO): plasma membrane
Molecular function (GO): G protein-coupled receptor activity
Source: RefSeq, a predicted model, not a curated record
AUGGAUAACAGCAGUGGUCCUGUUCUUCUCCUUACCUUGCUGCUGCAGAACACGAGCAGCCCCAGAGCCUUCACCCCUGCUGCCUACGAGGGGGCAGAACCUCCCCUCCCUGGGGCCGGCCCCAGCGGGAACCACUCCCUGGCAGAGUACGGGCUGAGGCCGGGCGAAAUCGCCACUGCCGGCGUGGUCUGGGGAGCGCUGUGGCUGAUCUCCGUCCUGGGAAACUUCCUCGUGUGCUUGGUGAUCCACAGGAGCAGGAGGACACAGUCCACCACCAACUACUUUGUGGUGUCCAUGGCCUGCGCAGACCUCGUGAGCAGCGUGGGGAGCGCGCCCUUCCUGCUGCUGCAGCUGAGCUCGGGGCGGUGGAUGCUGGGCAGCGGCGUGUGCCGGCUGGUCAGGUACACCCAGUACCUCACGCCCGGGGUGCAGAUCUACGUGCUCCUCGCCAUCAGCGUGGAUCGAUGCUAUGCUCUCAUCUAUCCCCUGAAUUUCAGAGUUUCCAGGGAGAAAGCAAAGAGGAUGACUCUUGUUUCUUGGCUCUGUGGUGCUCUGUUUGCAUCACCAGCCUGUUUUCUCUACGGCUCCAGCACUGACCACCACUGCAACUUUUUCCUCCCCAGUUCUUGGCUAGGAGUCACCUCUGGUGUCAUCCACCUCUCAGUGCUGUUGCUUUUGAUCCCAUCACUCCUCAUUAUCCUCUGCUACCAGAAACUUUUCAUCUACAUUUGGGGAAGUGGCACUGAGGACACAGCUGGCAGGAGGACAGUGAAUCUUGUCUCAAGAAGAAAAGUGAAAACUGUCAAGAUGUUCUUCAUCUUUGUCUUGAAUUUUCUCCUGUCCUGGCUGCCUUUCUUCAUGGUACAGUUGUGGCACCCACAGGAAACAGACUACAGAAAGAGCUCCUUGCUUUUCUUGGCUGUCACCUGGAUCUCUUUCAGUUCCUCAGCCUCUAAGCCAACCCUCCUCUACAUCUAUAAUGCAAACUUCAGAAGAGGAAUGCAAGAAAUUUGUUGCAUGCGGAAAUACCCCAGAAGCAACAUCUACACCAUUACCACCAGUUCCAGGACAGACAAAAACAAUGACGUAUGGAUCACAGAUAUCCCAGCACCCGCUGAACCUCAGCAAAGACCACCUUUAAUGUUUUGAACAGAGGAGUCAAGGAUCAUGAGCUUGCCAUGCCUGGUGAGCCCAGUCCCACAAACUCAUUUGCCAACAGGGUUGCAUUACUUUGAAAAGCAA